AUGCCCCACGUAAGAAUAUGGUUUAAAGCUUGGAUUUACUGGGGGCUCGUUUGCGGUUGGGUCGAAGGUGCACGACCACGCUUCGACACGUCCACGGAUAUGGGGUUGGUGUUGAUUCCAGCGGACGCCGAAGUCGAUUCGGUGAUCUUCCGGUUGCGUGCCACCGAUCAGGAUGCGGAUUUCCCUCUCGUUUUCGAAGUGACUGGUAAUGAAAAAGCACCCGUGGUGAGGAUCGACAACCUGCCGUGCACACUGUACAACAAGGUCUGCCAGGCCAAUGUAAUUUUAACGAAGCGCCUUACGCCCGGACGCCUCCACGAUUUCGCCGUCAGAGUUCGGGAUACCAAGGGGGAUUCGAAUUCGAUGCAGGCCACCAUUUCCGCCACGAACGCGACGACCUCGCGUGAUAAAAUAUUCCCGCACAUUCCCUCGCUGAUAAUGGUGCCCGAGGACACUAAGCCGGGUAAGGAACUGGAUUACCUUCUCGUACGAGCCAAUUCCUGGAGCGGCAAGCCGGUUUACAUCGAACUGUGGGUACGUCCGACGGAACUCUUCACCAUUCGCCAACGGCAAACGCCGACGCAAACGCGCGGUGUAAUUACGCUGAUCGGCGAGCUUGAUUUCGAGACGCAAUCGAUGUAUACUCUCACCAUUUACGCAACGGAUCCUUACACGGAGCCCGGGAAGGACACGAGAAAUAUCGCAGGGUUGAAUAUCGUCGUAGUGGUUCAAGAUGUGCAAGACGUGCCGCCAAUUUUUACCUUAGCUCCUCCUUUAACCAGACUUAAUAAUUCUGUGCAAACCGGCGAUAUAAUAUUACGAGUUCACGCGGAAGAUGGAGAUAAGGGAGUACCGCGUGAAAUCACGUACGGUCUGGUGUCCGAGGGCAACCCUUUUAUACCGUUUUUCAACAUCUCGGAAACCACAGGUGAGAUCGUUCUCGCCAGACCUUUGGAGGAACUCACGCAAAUCACUCACGUCGGCGCGCCGGUCGUGCUCAGCGUGGUCGCCGAAGAAAUACGAAGGUCGAGGGACGAGCCGCCGGCCCAGGCGACAGUCGUCGAAGUCGGUUUCCUUCUCGGUGAACCGGGCAACAGUCCGCCAUAUUUUGAGAACGAUAAAUACAUUACAUCGAUACCAGAGAAUUUGGAGCCAGGUUCCGCGAUAACGUUUCCGGAGCAAUACACGACCAGAGUCCGCGAUGAAGAUAUCGGAAAGGCUGGCGUGUUUGCAUUAAAGUUGCGAAAUAAUAAUGGCACUUUUGAAAUUAACCCAACUGUCGCUGAAAGAACGGCGGACUUUAUCAUUUCGGUGCGAGACAACACACUCAUCGAUUAUGAAACGUAUAAAAGUUUAUCCUUUAAGAUUAUUGCUCAAGAGGUCGGUCCAGCGACGAAUCUAUCGGCGUCAGCAGCGGUCUUAAUAUUUAUAGAAGAUGUCAACGAUAAUUCGCCGGUGUUCGACGAGGAAUCUUAUGAAGUUACAUUAUCGGAAAACGUCACCGCUGGAGCACGAGUUAUUCAAGUGCGCGCAACCGAUAAAGACACCGGGCUCUUCGGCAGUAUUAAAUAUACGGGCAUAACGGGGCGAGGAAGCGACGCUUUCACUAUGGAUCCUGAUACCGGUUUAAUCACAGUUGCGAUGGGGUCGUCUUUGGACCGUGAAAUGGCAGCGCAACUCCAACUGACCGUAAAUGCAUGCGACGAGAACGGCAAAGGUAACACGGGCACGGUAUCUUUAAUAGUGAACUUGCUCGACGUGAAUGACAAUGCGCCGGUUUUCGAGAUGGACGUCUACGAGUUCACGUUAAAUUCCGAUCUGACGAAUUUCACAACGCCAGCAUUCAUAAAGGCCACAGACGCCGAUGCCGAGCCACCGAACAACGAAAUUCGUUACGAACUAAUUCACGGAAAUUAUGAAAAUAAAUUUUACCUGAACGAAAUUACCGGAGAGUUGAUGUUACGUUCGCCUAUUACGAAAUUCAGGCGGAAGAAACAAAGCGUCUAUGACAAUUUCUCGAAAAAGUCACACAAAGGACUCCUUCAACCGGAACAAACAAUACGAGAAAUCGUAACGAGAACGACAAUGUUCCCGAACACAACAAACAUAACGGACAACGUUUCAAACAGAACCGAAUUAAAACGCCAAUUCGGCGAGAUAAAAAAGCGUCGGAGGAAACGGGAGAGCGAUAUUUUAUACACUUUAACUGCCAGAGCGUAUGACCUCGGUGUGCCACAUCUCGCGAGCGAGACACGGAUCUCGAUCAUUCGAGGAAGCGCCAUGGAGGCUCGUAUAAUGAUGUUCGUGGUGCCAGGAGAACACCCAAAUUUAACGAGAACCGCCGAGACAUUGGCCACUAUAACAGGCGGGCGAGUGACCGUAUUGGAUACACGUCCUUACGUGCCGGACAAUCGACCCGGCGUCACCGGCAGUAGCGUACCGGUGGAAGGGAAAAGAACAAUUGUAGUGGCUCGCGUCGAACAGACCGAGCCCGGCGCACCUUUGGUGGACGUGGAGAAAAUUCGCAAUACCUUAGCUGCGAAUGGGGUUGGCAUCAUCAGCGGCGCGGGCACCGCCAACGUAUCAAUGACGUACGGUUACGGGACUACUACGAAACUUCCGAUCGAUGGAAUAAUUCCCAUUGGGGGAGACAGCACGGGGACCUACGUAAACAAAACGAUCAGCAGCGUUCACGAGGAAGUAACUGUGUAUAAAGCGGAGAAUAAGCUGCUUUUCUGGCUGUUAAUUAUUCUGGGUCUUCUGAUGCUGCUGGCAAUCGCAGCGCUUAUUAUCUGUUGUAUAUGUCCGGGCUGCCCAUUUUACAUGGCACCCAGGAAACGCAGAGUGUAUUCGUCGGAAACGCUUAUUGCUCGGUCCAACGGUCGACCGAAACGACAUAUUCAUCGAAAGCCACUGACCAUGAUCGAGAUUACGUCGAACGGAAAGAAACAAGCUUGGAGUGCGGAUCCGACUCGACGAAAUUGGCAGUUCAAUCGUCGAAAUACAAAGAACGGCGGCUUGGCGUCGCUUCCUGGUGAUGUUGUGUACAUUUCGGAGCGCCCUCCGAUCGAUCAAGCGAAUGUGGAAUCACUGAGACUACGCGACGGCCCGGCCUAUGAUCCUUCGAGGAGGAGGAGGAUUGAGGACCAGGAGAGAAUGUACGUGGAGGAUGUCGAGGAAAGGAAAGUUAGAGACUACGAUGCCACCGACGCGGAUUCCUUGCAACGGCACGAGAUCGAACGAGGUUCGGAUAUUCUGCGUCAAGCUUACAGACAAAGAUACAUCGAUCCCGAGUCGAACAAUGAGCCAGCGGUAAGAGAGCAACAUUUCUAUCGUGAGGGUAACGCGGAGGUGCUUCAAUUGGUAACACGGGGACAAGUGGAGGACGACAUAAUGAGCCAACAUCCUCAUUACCCGACGACUCUGAUCGUGGACGGCAAGGAUGUGCUUCUGCAACGGUUUAUGCAGGACCAGAAAGCGAGGCACGAGGUGUCGAUGCAGGAGCCCGAGGUGGUGCGCACCGUCGAGUCCCAUCAACGCCCGAAGAACUUGUAUCAGCAUCAACAAGAGGUCCUCUUACUGCCGGAAGAACUGGAGAUCCGAUCGCAUCGACACGAGGAAGAAAUGCAGAAGAUGGCGAUGGAGGACGCGUACGAGGCGCAGAAGAUGGACGUGGAGUCGCACAUCCGCGAUGUGCGUCGUCAGGAGAUUCCGAUGGCCGUGCCCGGAAUGUCCACAGACAGGCCGUCCAUUCCGAAGGAGCAAGCUCCGACGGUGCAGUCGUACGCGUUCCACGACUUGGAGCUGGCGAGGCAGAACGCCUUGUUGACGCGAUUGCUUCUGGAAAGAGAGGCCAAGCAUGCCGGCGGCGCGAUAAUGGUAGACGCCGCGAGUUACCUGGAGACUCAAAGUUUGCCCGGACAGGUGGCCAUCGCGACUCAGACCGACAGAGCCGCUGCGACGCAAACGGAGCGGCAAGCCAGAAGCAGAAGCGACAACGACGAGUCCGACGAGGAGAGUCGCAAUCGCAAGAAGAUCAAGACGAAGAAACGCUACGGCGACAGCGAGUCGAAGAGAACGCGAACGCUGUGGAUGAAGUCGCCCAUCGAGGAAGAGGAGAACGAGUGUUUCGACAAGCGACUGAAUAUUUUGAGGAAGAAAGUGAAGGAGGUGAAGGAAGCUCGGAAGGUGUCUUUGGAACCUGAGGUACUGCGUGAAAUUUCGGAUUCCCUCGACGAGAACGGGGCUUCCUAUUCGAAGAAGGAAGGAAAAUCGCCGAGAGCUCGUAGAAAAGCCGCCGAAGAGAGCAGUAGCGUUGGAUACGAGGCGCUGGGCGAGGGGAAGAACGGCUCGACUUCGUCGACGGAGGUCAGUAAGCAGCGAUAUGAGACUAUUUCCGACGAGAAACCGACGGAGAUCUCGUCGUCGCCGGAGGUGAGCAUCGAUCACGGUAAGUAUAUUCGCGAAACGACGGAGAGGAGAUGCUCGAGGAAGGAGAGCAGGGUGAAGAAGCAGAAGAAGAUAGAGUCCGUCAUAAAACCUAGCUUCCGGGUCUUAGAGCGAGAGAUCACGAUGCUGACGAAGAAGCUGAGCAAACUCGCCGAUAAGAAGACGCGGCAGGCCGCCGGGGAGGACAGCACUAGCCGAGAGAAGUCGAAGACGUCGAAGGACUCCAAGAGAGACUCGGACCGAGGCACGUCGAAGACGAAAACGGACGAGCACAAGCGUUCUGACGCCUCGCCGAGCACAUCGAAGGAGGCAUCCACGAAGACGCGGCAACAAAUCAAGUAUCAACAGAUCAUGAGUCCCGGCAGCUCCGAAUACGAAGACGCGUGCGAGAAGAAGAAGUCGAAGAAGGGACUGCGCCAAGAAGUCGCGAGGCACAAGCAGACGAGCAGCCGCAGUCACACGAAAGUGAAGAAGCAGAUGCAGACGCAGAUCGAGCGGAAGAAGCAGAAGGAUCGAGAAGCCGAGAAGCGCAAAGACGCGGUGAGCAAGGAAAGCAGCACGUCUGAGCCGAGAACUGAGAAAACCGCCGUUAAAUUAUCGUCGCACGCGCAAAAGCUGGCGGCCAUCGGCCGUAGAGAGAACGUCCUGGAAGAACCCAGCACGAGCACGAGCUCCGAUCGAGCGGACGGCAAGAAAGAUUCCUUCGUCGCUCGGGACUCCGACAAGAAGAGCACCGAGUUCUCGGGCGCCCCGUCGAUAUCCCACGUGGAUCAACGAGAAUCAAGGCGGAAGGUGGACCGUGUGAGCGAGAGAUUCACCGAUGACUUCGUGACGAAACAGCAGACGGGAGAUAUCGACCGGGAAAGUGCGCUCCAUUCGGCAAUGGAUACGAGCACGCACAAAGAAGACAUCGUGGACGCAAAAGACGCUGAAAUAAUGCAACGGUUCUCCGACGAUUUUACAUUAGAUACGUGGACAAAAGAGGAGGCGAACGUGGAGCAUCAAGCGCCAGCCGAUGUCGAAGGAAGGGAUGAGACCGGAUACGAACCUCACGAUUUCGGCAAGGAGCACGUCACUCGGAAGGAAGUGGUUGAGGAUGUCGCGGUUCCUCGAGACUUGGAAUACGCACAAUUCAAAGAUGAAUCGAUGCCGGAUGCCAAGGAGCAGCAAGCGGAAUUAUUUGAAGCUUUUCGUGUGAAAGAGAUCCAAGAUAGACGGGAGGAAACCGUACCUUCGGACUCUGCCGUUCAAGAAGCGUCGGAAGAGCAUCGAGUGAGGAGGCCGGUGUUUCAUUGUAGCAAAUGCGCCGACAGAGCGAAAUUAGUUGGUGUGACCGCGGGGCACGAAGAAACACAUGAAACUUGGCAUGAAAUCGAGAAAGGAGUAGAAGAAGAGGAAGUUACGCCGGAGAAAGAUGUACACGAAUUAAAAGUACUGGGAGAGGCUGAAGAGAGCGUCAAAGAAGAAGUGGGUGCGGGAGAGAAACAGGCGGAAAGUCCGAGAAUGUUAAGCGAUUCAGUGAAACACACAGAGCAACUGAAAGAAGAAGAAAAAAUCAAGAAAAAUGGAUUACAAAGCGGUACUGACGAAGAUGCGGAAGAGAAACCUGCGGAGAGUCCGGAAAUGUUAAGCGGCUCAGUGAAACACAUAGAGGGAUUAAAAGAGGAAGAGGAAAAGAUCAAGAAAAAUGGAUUGCAAAGCGGUACCGGCGAAGAUUCGAAGAAAGACGAAGAUUUAAAAGACAUUAAAGAUGUUACGGAUUCGUUACAUGAAAACGGGAAAGAUAAAACUGUAGAAUCGCAUGCGGACGAAAAAGACUCGAGAGAGAAGUCAAGACGCGAGUCGAAAGAGCACAGUGAAGAAGAGACGCCUUCAGCAGAGAGUCUAAUAGAUAUUGUACAAAAAGUAACGGAGAAAUUAGUGCCGAGAGAAAUUGAAGAUGCGUUAUUACGUGAGAUCAAAAGUGACGUGGAAGAAGAAGGUAAGAUUACAGCGACGGAUACCGGCGAACAUCGAGAUGUUGAGAAAUCGGAAGAGGUGUCGAAGGAACAUGCUACUUCGGAAUCCGACUCGGAGAAGAUAAAGGAGGAUGAAAAAUUAACGAUAGAAAUAUUCGAGGGAGUAUACGAUAUUAAUCAGCCGUCCAAGAGCGACCCUGUGUAUUCAAUUGAUAUUCGCUCCGAGUCCUUAACCGAGGCAAGUGACAAAACAUUAAUGGAUAUUGAUGAGAGCGUUCAGGGGAUGCUGAAGGGAAGUUUAAUUCAGACCGAGUCUGAUCAAAUAACGGAUAUUACGAGAGAAGACAUCGACACGGAUAAAGUGAAGCACGGUGCUAUUACAGGGAUAGAAGUGGAGAGUCAUGGAGCGGAAGAAGAAUCGCGCGUAUUUCGUCAAGAGGCAUCCAAUUUUCGAGAAAGGAAAUUAGACGAAACUGGCGAGACUGAGCUUCCCGCGUCACCGACGGAAGUUCCCACUUCCAUGCAAGAAGUUGCGGACACGGAACAACCGCGAACUGAGUGUACAGAAGAAGUGAAAGAAGAAUCAUUUCGCGAAGAGCACAAAGAAGAGGAAGAGGAGGAAACGCUCGGGACAAAAGGGAUAUCCGGCGAAAGUAGGGAGGAAACGCCCGACAAAGAUUCCACUGGUGACGAGUCGAAAGAACAUCCGAGAGGUUCAGCUGUUGGUCAGCCAGACACAGUGGACGAACCUGCGACAGUCGCUGAGAGCGUAGACGCCGCAGGUCUACGAGACCAAGACCAGGAAGAGCAACGAGUAGACGAAAACAACCCUGUCCACGAGACGCCCUUACGAUACCCCACGCCAUCGGCAAAAAUGGCAGCAGCGAGAAAGCCUUGA
Dinoponera quadriceps is the source of this 7305-nucleotide messenger RNA. RefSeq names its product cadherin-86C-like. The record is from RefSeq and is a predicted model, not a curated record. Gene Ontology annotation, cellular component: plasma membrane. Gene Ontology annotation, molecular function: calcium ion binding. Gene Ontology annotation, biological process: homophilic cell-cell adhesion. The transcript is spliced from 17 exons. Lineage: Eukaryota; Metazoa; Arthropoda; Insecta; Hymenoptera; Formicidae. Bases 1 to 7305 code for a protein of 2434 amino acids.